UUGGUUAUUAUGGUUUCUUGGUCUUAAUUACAACGUCCAUGUGCACAUGUAUGUCGUUUAACAGAGUAAACGUCCUUAUUAAUUGUUUGUAUGCGGAUACAUUAGUCUGAGUGCACUUUGACGUGCUAGCCUAGCCUGCUGCUUAGCUUAGCUUGUUAGCUGCUAACAAAGAGAGGCGGAAGUGAUCGACACAUCAAAGCAGAGAUCCAAUACGUCUGUGAAGAACAUCUUCUCCCUGAGCAACAGAAGUGGAGCUUCAGGAUGGAGCCACAGCCCUCCCACAUUAAGAAGGAAGAGGAACACCCACUGAUCCCCCAUUUUAAAGAGGAAGAGGAUGACCCACUGACCACUCACAUCAAAGAGGAAGAGGAGGACACACUGAUCCCCCAUUUUAAAAAGGAAGAGGAGUACCCACUGACACCCCAUUUUAAAAAGGAAGAGGAGUACCCACUGACACCUAAUUUUAAAGAGGAACCAGUGGAUCCACUGAGCCCUCACAUUAAGGAGGAAGAGGAGUACCCACUGACACCUCAUUUUAAAGAGGAACCAGUGGAUCCACUGAGCCCUCACAUUAAGGAGGAAGAAGAGGACCCACUGAGCCCUCACAUUAAAGAGGAAGACCCACUGACCCCUCACAUUAAAGAGGAAGAGGAGGACCCACUGACCCCUCACGUUAAGGAUGAAGAGGAGGACCCACUGAGCUCUCACAUUAAAGAGGAAGAGGAGGAACGCAGCAUCAGUCAGCAGGGAGAGUAUCUUGAAGGACUGGAGGAGGUUGAUGUCACCAAGAUGCCAGUGACUGGUGUCCCUGUGAAGAGUGAAGAUGAUGAGGUCAAAGGUGAAAGUGAGGAGAAGAGAGAGGCGGAGCCUCCAAGCAGCAGCUCAACACAACACAUGACAACAGAAGCUGAUGGAGACCACUGUGGAGGAUCACAAGCAGACAAGAUCUUAGCUCCACUAUCAGAUAACAUCCAUCAGCUGAUUGGACACCAAGAAGAAUGUCUCCCUCAUCUGCAAGGGGACAGUUUCACUUCAGAGGAUCCACAGCCCCCCUAUUUUAAAGAGGAAGAGGAGGGAGAGUGUGUUGUAGGGCAGAAGGAGGAUGAUGUCAGCAAGUUUCCACUGACUGUCGUCUCUGUGAAGACUGAAGAGCAUGAAGACAAAGCACCUGAGUCCUCACAGCUUCAUCACAGUCCAAGUAAGCACAUAUCAUUUUAUUCUCAGGGCAUUCAAUCCAUCACAACUGGACUGUUCACUUUGUCUUAGAAGACUCAUCCAAGUAGGCUUCAUCACUUCAUGCUCAUACACUUCAAGUCUUAAAUCUAAUCAUUGGA
Messenger RNA from Nerophis lumbriciformis (worm pipefish), 1334 nucleotides. The record is from RefSeq and is a predicted model, not a curated record. Lineage: Eukaryota; Metazoa; Chordata; Actinopteri; Syngnathiformes; Syngnathidae.